Messenger RNA from Ctenocephalides felis (cat flea), 1723 nucleotides. RefSeq names its product monocarboxylate transporter 9-like. The record is from RefSeq and is a predicted model, not a curated record. Gene Ontology annotation, molecular function: monocarboxylic acid transmembrane transporter activity. The transcript is spliced from 9 exons. The coding region runs from base 245 to 1723 and encodes 492 amino acids. NCBI's taxonomy places the organism in Eukaryota, Metazoa, Arthropoda, Insecta, Siphonaptera, Pulicidae. Gene Ontology annotation, biological process: monocarboxylic acid transport; transmembrane transport.
UAUUGAUAUUUUUUUACGGUUGUUUAAAAGUCUUCGUAUUUAAAUUUAAUUAGCAAGAUGUUAUCGACAGCUUCUCGGGCAAGUACUCUAACGAUGCUCCUAUUAUCGGCCAAGGUGAUCACUGUCAUUUGACAGGACCACAGAUUUAUAUAGAAAUAUAAUAGUUACGUGAAUUUGUGUAAGUGGAUUUGUGAAUUUUUAUUUGUGUGAGUGCUCUAAAAGGAUCAGGAUCCUUAGAAGAAAAAUGACCGUCCUGAAGAGUAAUGUUGAAGUACCUGACGGUGGUUGGGGUUGGGCGGUAGUCGGCGGGGCUGCUAUGACUAAUAUGUUCAACCAGUCUCUUAUCUCACUUUUUGGUUUAUUGUUUGGGCAGCAAAUCGGUGUCUUGGGUCAUGGGACCAGUGAGGCAGCAUUAAUCAUGAAUUUAAAUAGUGUCGUUACUAAUUUCUCAGGUCUUGUGACGGGUCCGAUGUUGAAAAAGUAUUCCGUUCGGAAAGUGGCGGUGGCUGGAUCGCUCCUGACCGCCACGGGUCUCAUGAUCAGCAGUCAGGCACGCUCCCUGUGGCUGAUUCUGUUUGGAUACAGUUUUUUGACAGGUCUAGGUUUGGGUUUCAUAAUGCCUUCGGUGUUCUUAGCAGUGACCUCUUAUUUUAAGGUGCUCCGAGGCCGGGCGGUGGGCCUGGCAGCAGCCGGUACCGGCCUGGGACAAAUGGUAAUGCCUCAUGCCGUUCGAGCACUGUUGGACGAAUAUAGUUUCAGAGGAGCCACUCUUAUUAUGGCCGCUAUGGCUUUACAAGGGGUGGUAGGCGCUUCUUUAUUUCAACCCGUAAAGAAUCACAUGAAACCCGUCAAUGACGUGCCGACCGAGAAAAAAUCUUUACUUGACCCGAUUUUAACCCCUGACACUUCAGACGCUGAAGAAUCUGAUGAUUCAGUUCUUUUAAAGAAUAAAAAUUGCAAAAACUGCGUUGACUGCGUUGAAGCUGGUAAAAACAACGACAAAUUAAAUAUAAAAAAUUGUGAGAAGAAGCAUAUCGAAGAGGAAAAUGAAAGGGACGAUGCCCCAUUGAUAUCUGUGCAAAGGACGUGCUGGAAGAAGUUUAUAAGCCUAAUGGACCUGGAUCUUCUCAAGGAUUUGACUUUUCUUAACAUAGUGUUCGGAGUCGCAUUAGCCUAUACCGCCAGUAUCAAUUUCAGCAUGUUAUUUCCAUUUUUUUUGCAAGAAUCAGCUGGACUAAACCGAGCUGAUACAGCGAUGUGCAUGUCAGUUCUGGCUGGGGCGGACAUUGUUUCUCGGUUAACUCUUCCAACAAUUACACAAAUUCUGGGAUUUUCUUGUAGAUUGUCUUACCUCAUCGGAGCUGCCGCUCUAAUUUUAGCACGGGCAUUGUUAGCUGAGCAAAAAAGUUAUACCGGUCUUAUCGCUAUUUCUGCACUUUGCGGUUAUGUACGGGCGGCGACUGUUGUCAACCAGAACCUGGUGCUGAGCGAACACUGCAAAGCGUCCAGGCUGCCUGCCGCCUUGGGUCUCGGCAUGUGCGUUAAGGGAGCAUUUGUCAUAACUAUCGGGCAGUUUCUUGGUUGGCUUCGUGAUUACACGGGCAGUUACAGUCUAUGUAUACAUGCUCAAAAUAUUCUUCUGAUUCUCAUAGUGAUCACCUGGGUGCCCGAACUUCUUUACAAAUACUGCAAAAGAAAGUCGGAUAAAUUGCCUUUACGAUGA